AUGGCACCAAACACCGCUGAGGAGCCAGACCUUGGUUCCAGCCAUGAAUCAAAUUGCCCAACCACACAGCCAGAAUCUGGAAAUACAGCUUCUUCACAACCACUGGUGUCUUCUUCGCCUAUAGAUGAAGCCCAGACUGUCCCCUCAACAAAUCAACUGGAUGUACGAAGCGAGACAGAGCCAUUAACACCACCAUCCUCGACUCCUCCGCCAGCAGAGCACUCCGGCAUCCCGCCUCCCUUGUCCGCCUCCAACUCGGAGAGCCUAGCCAUCGUCACCAUGUCUCCGACCUCGACCUCGCCCUCGGAGCAGCCCCAACAGACUUCAGAUACUCCUCAACAACCGCAGACCUUCUCGCCAGAGGCCCAGCUGAACUCCGAGUCUUCAGAACCAAAGCCGCUGAGCCCUGCGAUAGGCCCUUCGUCAGAUCUCCCCAGCCCAUCCCCUAAAGAAUCCGAAGAUGCUGGCAUUCCAUUGGUGAUCACUCUGCUCCUGACGACUGGCGCCAGACAUCCGUUUAAAAUUGAUGGGAGAUAUUUGCGCAAACGUGAAGUCAACGUUCCCGAUAAUGACCCGUUCGCCAUGAGUGUUUAUACCCUGAAGGAAUUGAUAUGGAGGGAGUGGAGAUCAGAAUGGGAGCCUCGACCAUCUUCUCCAAGUUUAAUUCGCCUAAUAUCCUUUGGCAAACUCCUUGACGACAAGGCGCCCUUAUCGGAUUCUAAAUUCAAUCGAGAUGCUCCCAAUGUUGUCCAUAUGACCGUGAAGCCCCAGGAUAUCGUCGACGAGGAAGAUGCCAAAGCUCCCAAGGGCCAUUAUCACCGUGACCGCGAGGAUGGCGACCGAAGCCCUUCGUGUCGCUGCAUCAUUUUGUGAAGCCGAGCCUACUGAAAAGGCCUAUGGAAGUGCGCGGAGAUGGUGUCUUCAUGGCGGCUCCGCGUCUGGCUUGCCCUUUUACCAAUUCAUCCUGGAUUGCAUAUGUUUCCGUACUCCACAAAUGGUCUGCACGGAUGCGAGACUACGCCAGGUGCCAUUCACUUUUUUAUCCUUACACACACAAGCCAUUUUCACUCACAUCAUCGUAAUCUCCUAUACCUGUCUUCGAUUGUCCGCGUUUCCCUAAUGCAUAGCGAGUCUUUCUCACUCGCCUCCCCGACCAACAAUAUCUGUACAGAACGGAAGUCUGGCCAUUUUUACUGGCAACGGGUCUGCUGGUGCUCAUUGGUUCAAAUCUCAUGGUGUUUUCCCCGCUUUUCUGCGUUUCGAGGCUCUGGUUGGUAUGGUUCCCAACGGAGUACAGGGCCUUACAUCCACGAUACCUUAACGAUCCUUCUGGUUCAGCAUUGUUAAGCUGCCCUUUGAUGGCAAAUUAUUUUGUUUGCCACAGCAUUACUCCCUUUUUUUUUAUUUUUACUUUUAUUUUUACUUUUAUUUUUAUUUUUUUCCAGUUUCUUAUUUUAUAUCAUCCCCACCCGUCAGCCCGUUGCCAUUGCACAUGAGCAUGUUAGGAUCCAUUGCAUUUUCUCCUUUUUCGCCAAUGUUUCCUCUUGCAUGACCCCAUUCUUGUUAACUAUAGAGGCGAAUUUAUGACAUGAAGAUACCAUACAA
Messenger RNA from Coccidioides immitis RS, 1605 nucleotides. RefSeq lists its product as uncharacterized. The transcript has 3 exons. The coding region runs from base 1 to 873 and encodes 290 amino acids. The record is from RefSeq and is a predicted model, not a curated record. NCBI's taxonomy places the organism in Eukaryota, Fungi, Ascomycota, Eurotiomycetes, Onygenales, Onygenaceae.